Molecule: messenger RNA, 3667 nt
Organism: Hippocampus zosterae (dwarf seahorse)
Lineage: Eukaryota; Metazoa; Chordata; Actinopteri; Syngnathiformes; Syngnathidae
Gene: crsp7
Product: cofactor required for Sp1 transcriptional activation, subunit 7
Exons: 3
Coding region: 506-2311 (601 amino acids)
Biological process (GO): positive regulation of gene expression; regulation of transcription by RNA polymerase II
Cellular component (GO): nucleus; core mediator complex; mediator complex
Molecular function (GO): transcription coregulator activity
Source: RefSeq, a predicted model, not a curated record
UCGGUUGUCUUGCCACGGGACGUCUCUUGUUCGGGACGUCCGCUUAACGUGUACUUGAGCCACAUGGGGGUGUGGGGCAAGAGGGGCCGGAUAGCGCGGCGCACAAAGGAGGCAGGCCCGGGGAACGAGGGGGCACGCGUGGUGCGGAUGCUUCCUCGGCGUCGGCGGCGCGGACGUCAGAGCGUGCGUGAGAACGAGCGAGCGAGAAAGCGAGCGCCCAGCAUGCACCGCGAGGCCGUCGAGAGCUCCCGCAGCUGGUAGCGAGUCUCGCCAGUCACCACCACGCCGAGAAAGGCAAGGCAGGCAGCAAUCCUCCCGUGCUCCACACAGCACAGCGCAGCACAUACAUGAUCCCAACCGGCGAGGGGGAGACUGACUUGUCUACCUUCCAGGCGACAGAGAAAAAAUGCUGCGCGGACGUCCGUUGAGUCACCGCGGCGGCGUUUGAGUCACGAUUGUCUGUCGGUUGCCAUUUUGGAGGAUUCCUCCCUCCAUCCUCCGGGCAAUGACAACGGUCUCGGCAACCCCGCAGCAGAUGAGGGACCGGCUGCUGCAGGCCAUCGACAGUCAGAGCAAUAUAUGCAACAUGGUGGUUGUACUUGAGGUGAUUACCUGUCUUGAGAAGUAUCCUAUCACCAAAGAAGCACUUGAGGAAACCAGACUCGGAAAGCUGAUCAACGAUGUACGGAAGAAGACCAAGGACGAAGACCUCGCCAAGCGGGCCAAGAAGCUGUUGCGAAACUGGCAAAAGCUGAUCGAACCCGGGCCCGCCGUCGCCUGCGCUCCCGGCUCCACCAAUGGCAGCUCUCACCCCUGCAGGACGGAAGCCUCGCCGCCCGACAUCUCUGCGCCGGCGAAGGGAGCCCCCGAGUUGAAAGUCCGAAACGACGUUCACAACACGUACUCGCCCAAGGCCGAAAAAUCGGGCGGCCGCAAGCGCCGGGCGGAGCCCAGAGACGGCGGCGUGCACCUGCCGGAGAAAAUGUCCAAGUUGCCUCCCUACGACAACUGCGCGUCCCCGCCGCCCAGCAACGGGAUCGCGGGCAGCCCGGACCCCCCGCCGGACCAGGAGGUCGUCCCGUCUCCCGACCGAUCUCGGCUAGAGCACCUCGACAAUGAGAAAAUGGGUCGGAUUCCCGUCAAUGCCGUCAAGCCUCGGCCCAGCUCGCCCGCUUUGGCCAAACUCCCGAGCACUUCGUCUUUAAUCAAGGUCGCCGUCAUGCAGCAGCAGGCCAGGGCGGACGACGGCGGGGUGGGCGGCGGGCCCUAUCCCGCCAGAAGCCCCCGGGGCCUUUCCACCAGUCCGAGGAGCGCAAAGCAGGACGCCGCCGGCAAGCGCUCCGCGGCACACGCACAAACGCCCGCGUCGCUCCCCAGCCCUUCGUCCGGCGAUUCGCCCUCGCCUCUGACCCGGCCCCCGUCCCCCUCGGCUCAAGGCGCUCACUCUUCCCAGAGGUCCUCGGCGCACUGGGCGAGCUCACCGGAGGUGCCCCCCCGUUGCCCGCCGCAAGACUCGGCCGCCAAACUGGAAUCCCCCUCGCUCUCGCCCGCGCCCCCUCGCCCGCAACACAACUCGGAAUUCCACUGGCCCGAAGCCGCAGCCGCCUGGGAGGACGCGGACGGCUCGCUGACUUCGGCCUCGGAGCAUAAGAGGAGGAAAUACCGCUCUCGAGACUACUCUGUCAACUUGGACGGCCAGAAAAUCGAGGACCCCACUAAGCCGGUCCGGUUAAAAGAACGCAGGCUGACGUUCGACCCCGUCACGCGUCAGAUCAAGCCCCUCAUCCACAAAGAGCCUUCUCAGUCGGAGGAAGCCCCCGCUCCCGAGCCCAGGCGCAGAACUCAGGUCGCUGCGCCGCAGGCCGCGGCCAUGGCGGCGGGGCCCGCCCCGGCCCCCGCCCCGGCCCAGGCCCCCAACCCUUUUCACCAGACAAACUGGAAGGAGCUGUCCCGAAACGAAAUCAUCCAGUCCUACUUGAACCUUCAGAGCAACAUGCUCACCUCGUCCGGGGUGCAGGCCCCGAGCGCCCACUUUUUCAUGGCCCAGUAUCUGAAAAGGGAAGAGCGGCAAGUGAAGGAGUCGAGGCAAAUGCACGUCUUGCGGGCCGAUAGCCCGGCGGCGGAGUUGCCGGGCGUCGGCCGGGACGUGGAGGCCGAGGACCUGGACAGGAUACACAACCGGCACUGGCCCGGGGUCAAUGGCUGUUUGGACACCAACGACGCCUGGUAUGACUGGACAGAGUGCAUAUCGUUGGACCCUCACGGGGACGAAAGCAAGCUGAAUAUCCUGCCGUACGUUUGCCUCGACUGAGGGCUCUUUUUCAGCGCCUCGUUUGUUUCUUUUUGUUUUGUCCCCCCCCCCGUGCCCAUCUCCCAACGACGUAGACGAGAUCAUGUAGUAUCUUGUUUGGCCAAGUCCAGACCUGCUCAGCUCCCUCAUCUCUCCCGUGCCGCCUCCUCUAUCUGUGAUUGAGAUUUUGGUACCAAAAAGAAAAAAAAAGAUGAGAAAUUAAAUUAAAAAGAAUGUUUGAGUUUGUGAUACCAAGGGCUGCUUUUGUGUUUAUUUUUCAAGCUGAAAGCCACAGUAAAAGGUGGAGGCCCCCCCGAAAUUGCGGCUACGAGCGCAGAAGACGGACAAGAGGGCAAAAUGAGGCCGAGUAGCAGGAAACGCCACCGAGAUUUGAGGCUCACAGGGUUGUUACUGCUCCUGUUUUUUGUUUUUUUUUGUUUUUUUUUUUUCUUCCCCUUGACCUUUUUUGACUUCUGCCAUCUAAGGUUCAAUAUGAGGGUGGGCUGGUGUUGAGCUGUCCCGUUCAGGCCUGUCGUAUCGGCGUCGAUCUACUACUAUGUUCAAGAAUAUGAACCCCGUCUCUCGUCCCAAGUACUGGCGGUUACCACGAGCUUUAUGUGAAUUAUAAAAGAGUAAAUUAUAGAGUUCUUGUCAUGUACACAUCUAUUUAUUUCGGCUUGUACAUUUUACAGGACUUCCUUUGUGAUGUUUCCAAACAUCCUGCUUUUCUUCCAUACCCCCCUGUGCCCCCCUUUUUGUUUUUGUUUGUUUGUUUUUCUGUCGCAGUGUUGUCACUCCCACCAUGUUGCAAGAACUUUUCUUUUGUUUCCUUUUUUUUUCUUAUUUGCGUCUAAAUUGAUCAUCGCUUUCUUUGGGCGACACAUUCCAUACUUCUUCACAUUACUGCGUUGUCUCCGACACCAGAAAAUAAGUGUGUUUUGGAAAUUUGCUUUCAAGUUUGUAAGUUCAAACUACUGCCGAUUUUUUACUGAACCUACAAAUGCCGAAAUGACACAAAGUUAGUACUGUAUGUUGCGGGUUACGGAAUCGCUCCGAGUUUAGGUACGGUGGUGCCUUGAAAUGCGUGUGACACGGUUUUCGACGAGUAUGCCCCUUUUUAAAAUAGAUUUUUUUUUUUUGGCUUUCAGUGCAAAGUUGUUACAAGCGCUACAUGGUGGCUGUGAACUUGACUCACUUCACAACCAGCUGCAGUUCGGCCGAUAGAAUUAUUCAUUUGUUUUUAGAAAAGUCUUCAACCAGUUUACUCUCAUAAUUGAAAAAAAAAUACAUGCGUUGAAGGCAACCACAUAGCCUAACCUUUGAAAUCUGACAUGUUAACCCAAUGCACGUAGAUGCAUAGUCUUUACCCCCCCCCCC